Molecule: messenger RNA, 1275 nt
Organism: Pieris macdunnoughi
Lineage: Eukaryota; Metazoa; Arthropoda; Insecta; Lepidoptera; Pieridae
Source: the annotation of a GenBank genome assembly
AUGAUACAUUUACGUUGUAUAGGAAUAUUAUUACUGGUGGUUGGGUCGUAUGCUCUUUAUGACUCUUCAUCAGAUGUGGUUCAAUUAACACCAAGUAACUUCGAGAAGCUCGUAACAAAUUCAAAUGAAGUGUGGAUCAUAGAAUUCUUCGCACCAUGGUGUGGGCACUGUAAGAAUCUUGUUCCUGAAUAUAAAAAAGCAGCUCGAGCCCUUAAAGGAAUCGUCAAAGUAGGUGCUGUGGAUGCGGAUCAGCACAGAGAUCUUGGUCAGAAAUAUGGAGUCAGUGGAUUCCCAACUAUUAAAAUAUUCACGGGCAGUAAACAUACUCCAUAUCAGGGACAGAGAACGGCAGAAGCCUUUGUGGAUGCAGCAUUGAAAGCAGCUAAAGAUAAAGCUUAUGAAAACCUUGGAAAGAAAGCAAGCGGAUCCAGUUCUGACAAGUCGGAUGUUAUCACUCUAACAGACAGCAAUUUCAAGGAGAUGGUUCUGGAUAGUGAUGACAUGUGGCUUGUUGAGUUCUAUGCUCCAUGGUGUGGACAUUGCAAGAAUCUGGAACCCCACUGGGCAAAGGCCGCAACCGAGCUUAAAGGAAAGGUAAAACUCGGAGCCGUUGAUGCCACAGUUGAUCAAAUGAUGGCUUCCCGCUACCAAGUGCAAGGAUACCCAACCAUCAAGUUCUUCGCUGGUGGUAAGAAGACCAGUGACAGUGUAGAAGACUAUAAUGGAGGCAGAACUUCCAGCGAUAUCGUCAGCUGGGCCCUUGAAAAGCUUGCUGAAAAUGUACCAGCACCUGAAGUAUUGGAGGUAACAGAUGAAGAAGUGAUGAAAGGUUGUAGUGAUAAGCCACUCUGUGUGGUAUCAAUUUUGCCUCACAUCCUUGAUUGUAAUGCCGCGUGCAGAAAUGACUACAUCGCGAUAUUGAAGCGCCUUGGAGAUAAAUACAAGAGCAAGAUGUGGGGCUGGGUCUGGUCAGAAGCUGGUGCACAGCCAUCGCUUGAAGAAUCUCUGGAAAUGGGAGGCUUCGGUUACCCAGCCAUGGCCGUCGUCAAUGCUAAGAAACUCAAGUUCUCUACUCUACGUGGAUCAUUCUCUGAAACCGGUAUCAAUGAAUUCUUAAGAGAUCUAUCUUUCGGUCGUGGCCAGACAGCGCCAGUAAGAGGCGCUGAAAUGCCUAAAAUCUCCAAGACUGAGCCUUGGGACGGCAAAGAUGGCGAAUUACCGCCAGAAGAGGACAUUGACCUCUCGGACAUUGAUCUCGAGAAGGAUGAGCUAUAA